Messenger RNA from Acipenser ruthenus (sterlet), 5586 nucleotides. RefSeq names its product arf-GAP with coiled-coil, ANK repeat and PH domain-containing protein 3. The record is from RefSeq and is a predicted model, not a curated record. The coding region runs from base 189 to 2786 and encodes 865 amino acids. Gene Ontology annotation, cellular component: cytoplasm. Gene Ontology annotation, molecular function: protein binding; GTPase activator activity. The transcript has 25 exons. Lineage: Eukaryota; Metazoa; Chordata; Actinopteri; Acipenseriformes; Acipenseridae.
CCUGUAGAUGCACCUAAAAGCGGGGAAUGUGGUUACUCUGAAACAUACUGUCUCUGCUACUACACUGGAAUAACUACGCGCAGCAAAAGGCAGGGGCGAUACCGGAUUGUUCAUAUUUAAUUACCUAUCAGUCCCAGGCAAUGAGCAUUUUACAUUAAAGGUUUAUGAAGAAGGAAUAAACUUGAACCAUGACGAUUGAUUUUGAAGAAUGCAUUAAAGAUUCUCCCAGAUUCAGGGCCACCAUAGAUGAGGUGGAAAAUGAUGUGGUUGAAAUUGAAGCAAAGCUAGACAAGCUGGUGAAACUUUGCAGUGGGAUGAUAGAAGCUGGAAAGGCCUACAUCAAUGCCAACAAACUGUUUGUGAACGGCGUCCGAGACCUGUCACAGCAAUGCAAAAAGGAUGCCAUGAUUUCGGAAUGUCUUGAGAAGUGUGGAGAGAGCCUUCAGGAAAUGAUCAACUACCACAUGAUACUUUUUGAUCAAGCUCAAAGAUCUGUCAAGCAACAGCUUCAGAAUUUUGUAAAAGAGGAUGUGCGGAAAUUCAAAGAGACGAAGAAGCAGUUUGAUAAAGUGAGGGAAGACGUGGAGAUCGCACAGGUGAAGAACGCACAGGCCCCCCGAAACAAACCCCACGAGGCAGAGGAAGCCACGGGAACCCUCACCGUCACCCGCAAGUGCUUCAGACACCUGGCCCUCGACUACGUGUUGCAGAUCAAUGUUCUUCAGGCGAAGAAGAAAUUUGAAAUAUUAGAUGCGAUGCUGUCUUUCAUGCACUCCCAGUACACUUUCUUUCAACAAGGCUACAAGCUUCUCGAUGAAAUCGACCCGUACAUGAAGAAGCUUGCGGCAGAGCUGGAUCAGCUGGUGAUUGACUCCGCAGUUGAGAAGAGGGAUAUGGAGCACAAACAUGCAAUCAUACAACAGCGGACUCUAAUGCAGGACUUCUCCUACGAUGACUCCAAAGCAGAGUUCAAUGUGGACGCCUCUAAUGGAGUGGUCGUGGAAGGCUACCUGUUUAAGAGAGCCAGCAAUGCCUUCAAGACAUGGAACAGGAGGUGGUUCUCAGUACAGAACAGCCAGCUGGUGUACCAGAAGAAACUAAAGGACUCACUCACUGUGGUGGUGGAGGACCUGAGGCUUUGCUCAGUCAAGCCUUGUGAGGACAUUGAGCGCCGCUUCUGCUUUGAAGUCGUCUCCCCAACAAAGAGCUGCAUGCUGCAAGCUGACUCUGAGAAGCUGCGUCAGGCCUGGAUCCACGCUGUGCAGGCCAGCAUAGCCUCUGCCUACAGGGAGAGCCCGGACAAUUACUGCAUCCAAAAGCUGGACCGCACCGCUUCCCCCUCCACCAGCAGCAUCGACUCUGCCAGCGACUCGCGAGACCGCAGCCUCAAAGGGGAGAGCAUCCUGCAGCGCGUCCAGUCCAUCCCGGGGAACGAGGUGUGCUGUGACUGUGGCCAGGCAGACCCCCGCUGGGCCAGCAUCAACCUGGGCAUCCUGCUGUGCAUCGAGUGCUCGGGCAUCCACAGGAGUUUGGGUGUUCACUGCUCCAAGGUCCGUUCGCUCACUUUAGACUCCUGGGAACCGGAGCUACUGAAGCUGAUGUGUGAGUUGGGCAACAAUAUUAUGAACCACAUUUAUGAACCCAGGUACGAAGAGCUUGGCCUCAAGAAGCCGGUGUCUUCCAGUUCAAGGCAGGAGAAGGAGGCUUGGAUCAAAGCCAAAUAUGUGGAGAAGAAGUUCCUGAAGAAGAUGCCCAUUGUAGAGGCUCUGAGGGAAGUGGAGCAGAAAUCACGCCGGUGGAGCGUGAAGAAAUGCCAGAGACACAACAGCUCCACCAAAGUACCAGCCACGCGCAGGAGAUACAGACAGGAAGCGGGGAACGCAUCCCCAGCAACCCUCGUCUCAGCAACUGCUCUGGAGAGGAAGUUCCGCAGGGACUCGCUCUUCUGUCCUGAUGAACUCGACUCCCUCUUCUCCUACUUCGACACGGGGUCCGGGCCACGCAGUUUGAGCAGUGACAGUGGUCUGGGAGGCAGUACGGAUGGCAGCACAGAUAUCCUGGUCUUCGGUUCAGUGGUUGACAGCGUCACCGAGGAAGAGUGCGAGGUUUCCGAGGAGUCGAGCGGGGAGGCUGAGAUUGAGCAGGAGGCAUCGGACACGGAGGACCUGAGGGAGCUGACCCCGGGGAUGCUCAUUUACAAGGCAGCCCAGGCUCGCAACAUGCCAGUCAUGGCAGAAGCCUUGGCUCACGGAGCUGACGUCAACUGGAUUAACGACGAAGAUGAGAACAAGACCCCACUCAUACAAGCGGUUACUGGGGGUUCUUUAAUAGCCUGCGAGUUCCUUCUGCAGAAUGCGGCUGACGUUAACCAAAGAGACAUCCGAGGAAGGGGCCCACUUCACCACGCCACGUAUCUGGGACACACUGGUCAAGUGUGCCUGUUUCUGAAAAGAGGAGCCAAUCAGCACGGUGAAGAUGCGGAUGGGCAGGACCCCCUCAGCAUAGCUGUCCAAGCUGCCAAUGCAGACAUCGUCACCCUGCUGAGGCUGGCUCGGAUGAACGAGGAGAUGCGGGAGUCUGAAGGCCCUUUCGGACAGCCAGGAGAUGCCACCUACCUUGACAUCUUUAGAGAAUUCUCUAACAUGGCGUCGAACAAUCCUGAAAAGUUGAACCGUCGCAGUGUGCAUUUCAGCCAUUCCUGCAGGAGAGGAAGAGAGCUGGCAUCACUGGAUCUGCUUCUACUUGAAAUGUCUUCACAGCCAGUCAAUGAGAACAAUGUCAACUAGUGACAGGACAACUCUUCAAACACAAAAGUGACUGUCCUUGGUUUAGUACAUCUUGCCUUUGAUAACACCUGAUGGUUAAAGUGAUUAUGGCUAACACAAUAAUUCCAGAAAUCAUUCCCAUUUUGCUCUUCCAUUCGCUACAUAAGUUUUAAAUGUGCAGUUUUGAAAGAAACACAUGGAUUUUCAUUUUAAAAACAUGAUAUCUGGUACUACAAUAGGUUGUGAAAGUUCUAAGUUUCCAUGCCUUAGUCUCAGGAUAUCUGUUACACUUCCUGGGUCAUUUCACCUCAGCAGUGUCUUCUGGCUGAACGCAUGUCAGUCAAUAGGGGAAGCUGUCAUUAAAGGGAUGGGGGCUUGACUUGCAAACAGAGACUUCUUUACUUAAAGUAAUACCAGAUAUUAUUUCAAAUAAAUGUCAAUGUAACAUGUGUUUCUUUCAAAACUGCACAUUUGAGACCGUAUAACAAACAGAAGUGAACAGCAGGUAAGACUCAUGGAGUUUCUUUAUAGCUGCAUAACACUGUAAUGGCCAGAACUAGACAUUCCACAAGGAUGCCACAGGAAGAUGAUGUGUCCCUUCAUAUGUUUUCUGUUCUAUAGGUUCUUAUUGUUGUGUAGGUUUGGAUUGUAUCAGUGGUGUGGGUCCUCUGACCAGCUGCUGGAGGAAGUGCAGGACGUUUCCUCCAUGUUUCAUCAUUGCUUUUCAUUUGAUUUUAUAAUGUGUUUUUAUAAUGUGUUUUACUGCCUAAGCCCUCUAUACUCCACCAAUAGUUAUCCGGUACAAAUCAAGGCAUAGUGAUGCUUAAAUAGUGAUGCUUAGGCUUCUCAUACACUAUCCGAAGCGUGUGGAAGAAAUGACUGAUUCACAGGAAACCUGAUUUUCCACCCAUGAUUAAUGUGGUUGUGUGAAUGCGUAUUUCCAUUGGGUUAUAUUGUUCAAGGGUUAUUUUAAUUCUCACAGAUGGUCUUAGUCCAUCAGGUUCUUAUCAAAUACACUCACAAAAUGAACUACAUCUUGAACAUUUCAUUACAGCAGCAUAUUAGUUUGAAACAGACAAAUGUAACUGUAGUUCAGAAAUGUAUUUUUAGUCAAACUGACAGUUUGCAGCUCUUUUUCAUUUGAUUUUCACACAAGGCUGUUUCAAGCAGUAGAUUAAAAGGACAGACAGCUGCAGUCUGGUAACAGACCAUGUCCUAUUCUUUAAUAAAGCAUGAAUUCCUUUGCAUGUUAUAUAUAUUUGAAUGGUUGACUAUACUGGUAUAGUCUUCCCAAUUUAUAUAUAAUCACUCUGUACAAAAAUAAUUAGAACCAUGUAUAUAAAACCUGUUUAAAUGCAAAAUGCUAAGUAAUAUAUCACAAAAAUGGUAUUUUGUAAUACAAAUAUAAAAGAAAUAUACCUUUGAAAAUAAAAGGUAUUUUCUGUAAGUAUUUUGAAGUCAUUCUUUCUUGUCUUAUAAGAAGUAGAGACAAUGUACGAAUGAGAGGCCGUCCAGCCCAUCAAAGCUCGUUCGGUUCCUAGUAGCUGAUUGAUUCAAAACUUUGUCAAGGGUCUGAGUGAUUCUGCAUCAUCAACAUGACCAGGUAACCCACUCCAUACCCACUCUACUCCAUCAAUGAAGGUGGUCCUGGAUUCUGUACUGCGCUUAAACUAAUGGUUUGGGUACCUAUGUUAACUCCUUUGAGAUUGUAACGAUUUUAAUCAUGCCUCCCCCCUAAUUCUUCUUUGUUUCAGACUCAAUUGAUUCAGUCCUUCUGCACCACUAACACAGUACUGCUAAGCCAGUUGUCUAGCUGUGUAUCUCACCACUAACACAGUACUGCUAAGACACUUCUCUAGCUCUGUAUACCACUGUGUGCUGAAUGAUAUUUAAUAAAACCAUUUUUUUUAUGGAACCAACUGCUGCUUUGAGACAAGCUUGUGACAAAAGCGUAGAAAAGCAUACACAUAUUUGAAUAAUGCAGUUGAAUCCACACAAGUGAUGUCCAUCUCUUGCUUCUGCAUACGAGAAUACAUCUGUAUUUAGAGAACAGCUCCAGGCAAUUGCUUUCACCACAGAGUGCUUUGGACCAUUGUGUGCCCCGUCGAGUGCAGUGCUGUGUGCACGGCUUUACAUUGCAUCAGAAUAGCCAACGACUUUACAUGAAAGUACAUGCUGGAAAUCAAGUGUAUGACUGUUACAUUGCUUUGAUAUUAAGCAGAGUGUGAUAUUAACCAAAGUGAUAUUAUCAGGAGCUUGUCUCCAUUGACUCCCAUUUCAAUGUGAUGAUAAUAAGCAGAGUGUGAUAUUAACUGGAGUGAUAUUAAGUGGAUUUGACUUUUAAAACAACAGUACUUGAUUUGGAUUUGGAGUUAAGAAUCAUACAUCUUAUAUCUUCAAAUAAUUAUAUUUAACCAAGAUUAAAAUAAACAGCAGAGAUGACAAGUAAACUCUCCAGUUACGUCUGCUGUAAACCUGGGUGGCCACAUUUGAUAAGUGAAAUUGAAAUGUUUCUGUAAUCUCAUUCUAAAAUCUUAGAAAGUCAUUGUAAAAGCCCAUGGAAUCCCCUGCCCCGUGUCUAUUUAUAAGCGCAGUUGAUCAGGUGUGGAUUAGAAGAGCAGUCUCCAGGCCACUCAAUCCAACUGCAGCACUGCUGUAUUACAUUUCCAUGGAUUGUUAAGAGUCUUUGGAGAAAGUAUUAUUGGACUUUCUAAGAAUGCAUUUUCACUGACCAAUAAGCUGGUAAUUUCACAACAUAUUGUCAUGUACAUUGUGUCUGUAUUUGAGAGCAUGAUGGAUCACACUUGGAAUGAAGGUUUGA